AUGAGCGGCAGGGGGCGAGGGGGCCCUCCUUCGAGGGGCGGGGGCUAUGUAUUCAAGGGCGGGCGGGGAGGCCGAGAUGGCGGCAAAUCAGGGCAGACCGCUUAUCAGAGGCAGGGCAACAUGGGGGCCGGGAAGGGCAACAAAAACGGAAACUUUAUCCGCAAAGGGGGCCCCAGCAAAGAGAGGGUGUCAGAAAACGAUGCGCUGGAGGCCAAGUUGGGGUUUGCGGUAUUCAAGGAAGGGGAGCCACGGCUGGGCUGGCUCAUGAAUUUCAGCACUACAACGGUGGAAGACUCGGAGACGGGAAUCAGCAUGAGCGCCAUCAACUGCUAUUUCAUGUGUCAGGAUGGCUCUACAUUCAAGGCGCAGCAGCGGUUUGCGCCCUACUUCUACCUUGGUACAAAGGAAAAGAUGGAGAUGGAGGUCGAGUCGUACCUGCGGCGGCGGUAUGAGGGCCAGAUUGCGGACAUUGUUCGAGUGGAGAAAGAGGACCUCGACCUGAAGAACCACCUUUCAGGCCUGCGGCGGCCCUUCCUGAAACUGACAUUCAACAACGUUCAAGAUCUGAUGGAAGUCAGAAAGGACAUUCAGCCAGUGAUUGACAAGAACAAAGCCAAGCUGGCGGCGGCAGAGGCGUACGAGACGUUUCAGCAGGCGGUUGAUGGGCCGGGCAACGGGACAACUAGACUGGCGGACUUCAUGGAGCACAUCCUGGAGAUGCGCGAGUACGACGUGCCGUACCAUGUGCGGUUCGCAAUAGACAAUGACGUCCGGUCCGGCCAGUGGUACACUGUAAGCGCAGAAGAGGGCCAUGUGCGGCUGACGCGGCGGGCGGACCUGGUGCAAAGAGCGGAGCCGCGCAUCUGCGCGUUCGAUAUUGAGACGACGAAGCUGCCGCUCAAGUUCCCCGACUCGUCGUACGACAGCGUAAUGAUGAUUUCGUACAUGAUUGACGGGCAGGGCUACCUGGUCAUCAACCGAGAGACCGUUGGCUCUGACAUCCGGGAUUUGGAGUACACACCCAAGCCCGAGUUCGAGGGGCCCUUUACAGUGAUCAAUCAGCCGGAUGAGCGCGGGCUGCUGCGGUACUGGUUCGACCACAUGCGGCGGGUGCAGCCCGGGAUCUACGUCACCUACAACGGCGACUUCUUCGACUGGCCAUUCAUCGAGGCGCGCGCCGCCGUGCACGGCAUGAGCAUGCACGACGAGAUUGGCUUCCGGUGCGACGGGAACCAGGGCGAGUGCCGCUCCAAGUUUGCGCUUCACUUGGACGCAUAUGCGUGGGUGAAGCGAGACAGCUACCUCCCGCAGGGGAGCCAGGGCCUCAAGGCUGUGACUAAGGCCAAGCUGGGGUACGACCCCCUGGAGGUGAACCCCGAGGACAUGGUGCGCUUCGCGAUGGAGGACCCCCAGACGAUGGCGUCGUAUUCCGUUUCCGACGCCGUCGCGACGUACUACCUGUACACGACGUACGUGCACCCGUUCAUCUUCUCGCUGGCCACCGUCAUCCCCAUGUCGCCCGACGAGGUGCUGCGCAAGGGCUCCGGCACGCUCUGCGAAAUGCUCCUCAUGGUCGAGGCGUUCCGCGGCAACAUCGUAUGCCCGAACAAGCACACGUCGGAGAAGGAGCGCUUCUACAAGAACAGCCUCCUGGACAGCGAGACGUACAUUGGCGGCCAUGUGGAAUGCCUCGAGAGCGGCGUCUUCCGCUCCGACCUCCCCACGCGCUUCCGCCUCGUGCCCUCAGCGUACCAGGGUCUUAUCGACAACCUGGACCGCGACUUGCGCUUCGCGAUCGAGGAGGAGGCCAAGAUGACGAUGGAUGAGAUCACCAACUACGACGAGAUUAAGCAGGAGAUCCAAACGCAGCUGGAGAACUUGCGCGACGUGCCCAACCGGGAGGAGCGCCCGGUGAUCUACCAUCUGGACGUGGCGGCCAUGUACCCCAACAUCAUCCUCACUAACCGACUGCAGCCGCCGUCGAUCGUGACGGAGGACGUGUGCGCGGGGUGCGACUUCAACCGGCCCGACAAGACGUGCCUGCGCCAGAUGGAGUGGACCUGGCGCGGGGAGCACUUUAUGGCCAGCCGCAGCGAGUACUACCAGGUCAAGAACCAGAUCGAGUCGGAGCAGUUCCCGGCCGCGUACGAGGGCGGGCCGGCGGUCUUCUUUAAGGACCUGGACCCAGAGCAGCAGGCGCUGAAACUCAAGGCGCGGCUCAAGUCGUACACGCAAAAAGUGUACCGGAAGGUGUUGGACAAGCCGGUGAUGGAGCAGCGCACGGCGUCCGUGUGCAUGCGGGAGAACCCCUUCUACGUGGACACCGUCAAAAGUUUCCGCGACCGGCGGUACGAGUACAAGGCGCUGAACAAGAUGUGGAAGGCGCGGCUGAACGCGGCGCGCGGCCGCGGCAACCCGAUCGAGAUCCAGGAGGCGGACGACAUGUGCGUCGUGUACGACUCGCUGCAGCUCGCGCACAAGUGCAUCCUCAACUCCUUCUACGGCUACGUCAUGCGCAAGGGCGCCCGGUGGUACUCGAUGGAGAUGGCGGGCGUGGUGACGUACACGGGCGCCAAGAUCAUCCAGGCCGCGCGCGUGCUCGUGGAGCAGAUCGGGAAGCCGCUGGAACUAGACACGGACGGCAUCUGGUGCGCGCUGCCCGCGUCAUUCCCGGAGAACUUCGCCUUCACCACCAUCCACGGCAAGCGCAAAAUGACCAUUUCCUACCCGUGCGUCAUGCUCAACGUGGAUGUCUUCGUCAACAACACCAACAACCAGUACCAGACGCUCAAGGACCCCAUCAAGCGCACCUACACGACCAGCAGCGAGUGCUCGAUCUCCUUCGAAGUCGACGGCCCGUACAAGGCCAUGAUCCUACCCGCCUCCAAGGAAGAAGGGGUCCUCAUCAAGAAGCGGUACGCCGUUUUCAACGACGACGGAACGUUAGCGGAGCUCAAGGGGUUCGAGGUGAAGCGGCGCGGCGAGCUGAAGCUGAUCAAGGUGUUCCAGAGCGAGGUGUUCGAGAAUUUCCUGGAGGGCGACAGCCUGGAGGACUGCUACAGCGCGGUCGCCGCCGUCGCCAACCGCUGGCUCGACAUGCUCGACAACCGCGGCGUGGACCUGACGGACGAGGAGCUGCUAGAGUACAUUUCGGAGCAGACGACCAUGUCCAAAUCGCUCGCGGACUACGGGGAGCAGAAGUCGUGCGCGACGACCACCGCUCGGCGGCUCGCGGACUUUUUGGGCACGGAGAUGGUCAAGGACAAGGGUUUGCUGUGCCGCUACAUUGUCGCACGCUCGCCCGAGGGCGCGCCCGUCAGCGAGCGCGCGAUCCCGGUGGCCAUCUUUGAGACGGACGCGGACGUGCAGCGAAGUUACUUGCGGCGGUGGUGCAAGGAGGGCGGUGAUCUGAGCAUCCGUACAAUCGUUGAUUGGGCCUAUUACAAGAUGCGCCUCGGGAGCGCUGUCCAGAAGAUCAUUACCAUCCCGGCAGCCAUGCAAAAGGUGGCCAACCCGGUCCCUCGGGUGGCGCACCCCGAGUGGCUGUACAAGAAGCUGCGCGACAAGAACGACAAGUACCAGCAACGCAGCCUCAAGGACAUGUUCUCCAAACCACCCCCCCAGACCGAGAAGCGCGUCUCGCACCCGGGAACGCAGGGCAGGCCGCCUCGGGUCGCCCCGGUUGAUCCCUCCGGCUUGGACGAAAUGAUCGAAGAAGGGGGGGAGGGGGAGAUGGAGGCAGGCCCAGCAGAGGGAUUGGGGGGUGAUCUGGAGGACUUCGGCGGCCCCCCUGCGAGCAAGAAAGCCAAGGUUGCGACGGUACGGAGGAAGAGCAGGGGGGCGGGAGAGGAGAACGAGGAUGGCGGGAAUCCCCGGGUAGAAAGGGACGGCGGCGCGGAGGCGGAGCCGAGCAGGGGGCGCGGAAUGGCGGGGAAAGCGCCCCCCCGGGAGAGGAGCCCGACGCCCGACCGGGACGAGGACUACGCGGCGUGGCUGGAGCACAAGAAGCGGAAGUGGAAAAGUGCGCGCGCGGGAAAGAAGAAGCGGAGGCUCGAGGAGCAAAAAGAGGCGGAAAGGGCCGCUCGGGACGCGGGCCGGGGAGGGAACCGGGGGACGGCGCCGGCGGCUAAAAAGAAGCAGCCGGGGCUCGGGGCGGGGCUCGGGGCGUUCGUGCGGCAAGCGGAUGACGUCACCCGGCUGACGUGGCAGAUCCUGCAGCUAGCCCCCGGGCGGCGGCCGGGGGAGUUCACCGCGUGGAUCAUCGCGGGGGGCCGGAUGCUGUCCGUUCCGGUGACCGUUCCGCGGCGGUUCUACCUCAACAAGCGGACGCCGGAAGAGGGGGCGGACGCGGUCGGGGUGCGCGUGAGCCGGACGCUGCCGCACGCGCGCCCGGUUUACAACUUGCUCCAAAUCGAGGUGCCGGAGGAUUAUUUCCACGUGUCAGCGCGCAUGCUGGCCACGCACCUGUCCGAUCCGGACGUGGAGGGAGUGUAUGAGACACGUGUCCCGCUUUCAUUGAAUGCGGUGCUGCAGUUGGGCUGCGUUGCGACGGUUGAGCCGGCUGCACGCGGGAAGAGAAUGACGGACGGAUUUGGGUUGGCGGAUCUGCGGCCGAAGAGCGCCGCCGAGGCGGUGUAUCUGGACGCCAGCAAGACGAGUCUGUCGUACGUGUAUCUGUACCACAGUCAAGCGGACAACCGGGGCCUGCUGUGCUUGCACCUGCCCGACUCCGGCAAGGGCCUUGUCGUGGUGGUGAACCCGUUCGCCAACCGUGAAGUCUCGGUCACCAGCAUGCGCCGCCACUUCGACGAGGCCUUCCGGGAAAACCUGGAGGACCGCGGCGAGGAGGGAGCACCGCCGGAGAUCGCAUUCAAGGUGGAGUACGUGCGGACGCUGGCCGACGCCGGGCGGGCCCUCCAGUCGGCGCUGCUGGACUACCGGGACCAGAACCGGGGGCCCAUGGUCGCCGUCGUGGAGAGCCUGGACGUGACGUCACUGCUGACACACGUGCAGGCGCUGAACAAGCUGCCGCGGAUCGGCAUGCCGCCGAACGCGGCGGACAGCCAGUAUCAGGCGCUCGGGUGGCAGCCCGCGGCCGCGCGGCUGGCGGCGAUGCGCACGGCGGCCGCGGAGCUGUGGCUGAAAGCGCGCGUGGAUAUGGCGCGCUACGUGCACGUGCCGCUGGGGAACAUCGCCGCCGAGGACUGGGUCCUCUUCUGCAUGGACGCCUUCUACGCGCGCGCGCUCCGCGAGCACGACAUGUUGCUGUGGACGUCCGACGCGGGCGUGCCUGACCUGGGCGGGGUCGCCGAGGAGGAGGAGGCCAGCUUCGCGGACGAGGUGCAGCAACCGGAGCUCAAGUUCCCGGGGGCCUACCGCAGCAUCACCAUCGAGAUCAACAUCCACAACCUGGCCGUUAGCGCGCUGAUCAAGGCGGGCGCGAUCAACGAACUAGAGGGGGGGUCUUUGCUGGGCUUGGAUGCGCUGCAGCCGGACGCGCCGGAAAUGCCGAUGGGCGCGCGGACGUCCUACGACGACAGCGCCAUCGCGGGGGCGGCCUUCAAGGUGCUCAAGCAGGUUGUGUCCCGCUGGCUGUCCGACGCGCUGAAGUACCAGAACUUCUACGCGGACCAGUUGUUACAGAACGUGUACCGCUGGCUGUGCAGCCCGCAGUCCACGCUGCACGACCCCGCGCUACACCGCCUCCUGCACAAGGUGAUGCACAAACUGUUCGCGCUUCUGAUCUCGGACGUCCGCAAGCUGGGCGCGCAGAUCGUGUUUGCGGACUUCUCGCGCGUCAUCGUCGCCACGGGGAAGACCUCCCUGAUCGCUGCGCAGGGCUACUGCGAAUACCUACUGGCGGCACUCAAGAAGCGGGACCUCUUCGAGUACCUGGCUUUCGACCCCUGCCGCUACUGGUACUCGCUGCUUUUCAUGGACAAGUACAACUACGGCGGGUUAGUCGUAACCGAGUCUAACCAAACGGGGGAUCCCCCUGAGAGCGGCCACCUUGAGGAGGAAGACGAUGCGGGGCCCGCAGAAGGGAAGGCCGAGAUUCUGAUGGACUGGAAUGUCGCCGAAUUCCUGCCGGAAAAGCUAAAGGACUACUUCUACCUGCACGUGUCAGAGUUCAUCUUCCGGCCUUGGAAGCACGCACAGGAGACGGAGCGCGAGCGCGCCCGUCUGCGCGCGGAAGCCACCAACCCAACCCCCUCCGUCAGCAUCCUGGCUUCCGCGGACUCCACCGAGGAGGAGAACGCGUACGUCCGGCAACAGGUGUCCGCCUACUUCACCGACAAGCUGCUGCGCAUCGUGCGCGACAUCCAGCGCCACGUGGCCAGCAGAUCGGCGGCGGAGGACGACGACGAUGACGUCAGCGCGGCGACGCGCAAGUUCCCGGAGCUGGCGGGGUCGCACCUGGAGCUGGGCAGCCCCGCGCUCGAGUUCGUCAAGACCGUCUGCGCGGUCAUGCUGCUCGACAAGGCCGCGGAGCAGAGCGUCAUGCUGAUGCGCAAGAACCUGCUCCGCCUGGUCCACGUGCGCGAGUUCUCGCCGGAGGCCGCAUUCCGCGACCCGUGCCUCAGCUUCACUCUCCCCAACGUCAUCUGCUCCUACUGCAACGACUGCCGCGACCUGGACCUCUGCCGCGACCCCCUCCUGCUGCGCCGAGAGUGGCGCUGCGCGGCGCCCGCGUGCGCGCACCCGUACGACCGGCAGUGGGUCGAGAACGCGCUGCUGCAGAUCGUGCGCCAGCGCUCGCGCAUGUUCCAGCUGCAGGACCUCAAGUGCCGCAAGUGCCGCCAGGUCAAGUCGGCCCAUCUGACGGACCAGUGCCGGUGUGCCGGCUCCUUCAUCUCCACCGAGUCCCCGUCCACCUUCCGGCAGCGGAUGCGUGUCUUCCACAACAUUGCAAAAUAUCACGGGUUUGAGCUUCUGCAAGAGUGCGUCGACUGGUUGCUGGAGACGACCCCGAAGAACUGAGAAACGAAGCGAUUCUCUUUCCCUGCUUGACGAAAAAUGUCCGCUGCUAAGCAUACUUAAGUUUCUUACGACAAAAAUGGGACCGGACAUCGUUGGCCCCGGUAUGCUGCAGGUCCAUCUGCAGAUUGUGUGAAAUGCUUUUGUGCCGAAUAAUAGGCUCGUGCAAUUUGUGUACGGACGAUUUCAAGAUUGACAAGGUGAUGGAUG
Messenger RNA from Klebsormidium nitens, 7188 nucleotides. The record is from the annotation of a GenBank genome assembly. NCBI's taxonomy places the organism in Eukaryota, Viridiplantae, Streptophyta, Klebsormidiophyceae, Klebsormidiales, Klebsormidiaceae.